UACAUUUCCCUUCUUCUUCCCCUCCGGCUACCCCAGUCUUGGCUAGAGCAACUUUCCUUCAACGUUUUCGACUCAGAUCCGCACAAUACCUAGAUUUCUAGAGGAGGAUACCUUGAUCAGAGACUAGAAAUGCUCGCUGCAGCCCGUACCCAGACCGUAGCACGCACUGGAGGCUUGGUCCUCCGUGCUGCUGGUGUUUCGACCUGGUCCCAUGUCCCUGCCGGUCCUCCUGAUCCGAUUCUCGGUGUUUCGGAGGCGUUUAAGGCGGACAAGGACCCAAGGAAAAUCAAUCUCGGUGUUGGUGCCUACAGAGAUGGGAAUGGAAAGCCCUACGUCCUUGGUGCUGUGAAGAAGGCUGAGGAAGCGAUCCGGGCUAGCAACGCCGACAAGGAGUACCUCCCCAUCACCGGUCUUGCCGACUUCACGAAGAACGCAGCCAAGCUUGCCUACGGAGAGGAUAGUGCUCCCUUCAAGGAGAACUCGAUCGCGGUCACACAAUCCAUUUCUGGGACUGGUGCCCUGCGUAUUGGUGGCGCUUUCCUCGCCCGCUUCUACCCGCACUCGAAGGUUAUCUACUUGCCCGUUCCGUCGUGGGGCAACCACACGCCUAUCUUCCGUGACUCUGGCUUGGAGGUCCGUGGGUACAAGUACUUCAACAAGGAGACUGUCGGUCUCGACUUUGAGGGAAUGAAGGCGGACUUGAAGAGCGCUCCCGAGAAGUCUAUCGUUCUCCUCCAUGCCUGUGCACACAACCCCACGGGUAUUGACCCCACCCCAGAACAAUGGGCCGAAAUCUCCGACAUCGUGAAAGAGAAGCAGCUCUUCCCCUUCUUCGACAUGGCCUACCAAGGUUUCGCGUCCGGCUCCACCUCCCGUGAUGCCCAAGCCGUCCGCCACUUCGUCUCCCAGGGCCACCAGAUUGCUCUCGCCCAGUCCUUCGCUAAAAACAUGGGUCUCUACGGCGAGCGUGUCGGUGCAUUCUCGCUCACCACCUCUGGACCUGAGGAGAGGGCGAAGGUGGACAGUCAGAUUAAGAUCAUCGUCAGGCCGAUGUACUCGAACCCGCCUCUGCAUGGUGCUUUGAUUGCCAACACCAUCUUGAGCAAGCCGGAGCUGUACGGAGAGUGGGAGGGAGAGGUGAAGGGCAUGGCAGAGAGGAUCAUCAGCAUGAGGGACAAGUUGUACGACUCGUUGACCCACACGCACAAGACGCCCGGAGAGUGGGGACAUAUCAAGUCGCAGAUUGGUAUGUUCAGUUUCACCGGUUUGACCCCACCUCAGACUAAGGCGUUGGCGGAGAAGGCGCACAUCUACAUGACUGCUGACGGACGUAUCUCGAUGGCGGGCUUGAACGCUAACAACAUUGAGUACUUUGCGGAGAGCGUGUCUAAGGCGGUCAAGGGAAACCUCUAAAAGGCUUCGCUCCCUUUGUCUAGUGUGGUAUAGACGUUUGUGACAUCUUGGCCUUUCAGUCUUAUAAAAAACAUGGAUGAUUACUCUUUCAAAUGUAGUGGAUGGAAUUCGAUCUCUCUCGUGGUCUGCAUGUUCGCC
Stereum hirsutum FP-91666 SS1 is the source of this 1551-nucleotide messenger RNA. RefSeq lists its product as uncharacterized. Lineage: Eukaryota; Fungi; Basidiomycota; Agaricomycetes; Russulales; Stereaceae. Gene Ontology annotation, biological process: biosynthetic process; L-aspartate catabolic process. Gene Ontology annotation, cellular component: mitochondrion. The transcript is spliced from 6 exons. Bases 130 to 1413 code for a protein of 427 amino acids. Gene Ontology annotation, molecular function: L-aspartate:2-oxoglutarate transaminase activity; pyridoxal phosphate binding. The record is from RefSeq and is a predicted model, not a curated record.